GAAGGAAAAAAAGCCGCUGGUUUCAACGCCGCCACAGAUCCUGAAGGUGCUUGUUUCUCCCUUUGGCUCGGAGGGGAAGGUGGGGGCCAGGCGUGCAGCGAGAGAAGCCGGGCCUGUAGAGUAGACAUCAGGGCGAGAGGAGGGAGGAGGGAGGGGAGGAGGAGGAGCUCCGGAGAGAGGCCUGCCUGACAAAAGCUCAGUGCGCAGAAGGCUGGUGACCAGGAAGAAGAACCGCGCUUGGGGCUGAGGGAGGAGACGGGCUCUGUGUAUAUACCUGGACGCCGCCGACGCCGCUUCCCCUGCCCGUUCCCCCGCCGGAGGGCUAAGUAAGCCCCACGCCGAGGCCCUGAUGGCGGCCGAGGGCUAAGACCGCUCUUCCUUCCCUUCCCCACCCCGCUGCCAUUUCUCCGCCGGGGUGCGGCGAGGAAGAGGGGGAGGCGGGCGGGCAGGAGGCAGCGGGUCCCUGGGGCGAGCCGACUCGGGGCUAAGCUGCUUAUGCAGGCUGGCAGGCUGGCAUGAGCUUCCUGAACUGGGCUCCUGCUGCUGCUGCUGCUGCUGCUGUUGCUGCUGAGGGGAGGCCGGAGGAAAGCCGUCGCCCGGAGCUGCCAUUGUGUCUCUGAGGAGGAGGAGGAGACCCCCCACUUCCCUUUGGGGAAGAUGGGGAAUUGCCUGAAAUCCCCCACCUCGGAUGACAUCUCCCUGCUGCACGAGUCCCAGUCGGACAGGGCCAGCUAUGGGGACGGGACUGAGCCGGAUCAGGAGCCGCCGCCGCCAUAUCAGGAACAGGUUCCAGUUCCAGUUUACCAUCCAACUCCCAGCCAGACCCGCCUAGCAACCCAGCUUACAGAAGAGGAACAAAUUAGGAUAGCGCAAAGAAUAGGCCUUAUACAGCACCUGCCGAAAGGAGUCUAUGAUCCAGGAAGAGAUGGUUCUGAGAAAAAGAUCAGAGAAUGUGUGAUCUGUAUGAUGGACUUUGUUUACGGGGACCCUAUCAGAUUCCUGCCAUGCAUGCAUAUUUACCACCUGGACUGUAUAGAUGACUGGUUGAUGAGAUCUUUCACGUGUCCUUCCUGCAUGGAGCCAGUUGAUGCAGCACUGUUGUCCUCCUACGAGACUAACUGAGCCAGAGCUUCUCUUCUGACCUGUCACGGAAACCAUCCACUUUAAAGGGGUUUGAUCCUUUGCCAUCUGCCCAAAGAACCAGGGAUUAGGAAACGAAAUCAUGCACAAUAAAAUCUCAUUUCUUAAGAAUAAAGAAAUAUCCUGAAUAGCAGACAGAGGGAGGGAGGGAGGGAAGGAAGGAAGGAAGAAGAAACACAUUUAUAGACUAUAGAAAAAGUAGGAAGUUAUUUUUAUGUAAAGCCUUGAUCCAGUGCUUACAAAUAGUUGCUCCUUAAGAAAGCCUGUUAGCACACCCAUACAGAAGAACUGUGUGAAUAAUAAAAUAUGUUAAAAAUUAAAUUGUGUGGAUGCAGCCCACCAGGAAGUUUUCUGUUCAAGCUUCUUUGAGAUGAAUGACAAGAACACUAUUGGGGAGGUGUGAGUGUGUGUGUGUGUGUGAGAGAGAGAGAGAGCGUGCGAUAAAAAGGAGAAAGGGAUGCUGGAGUAUCCUUUGUCCUAAAGAAAACUGCAUUUUUUGUUCAGAUUGCUUCACAAGUUCCUGGUAUUUGGGUCAAUGCUCUAUUUACAAAAAAAGCUACAUUUUAUAACACUGGCACAAAAAUAGUUUCAAGCUUGUUUGCACAGUUUUUUUAUUCAUUGGAAAUGGAAUCCAUUUUGCCUUAGGUCUUCUAAAAUAGUGUAUUCUUAUUUUGGGGCUGGCUCUAUGCUUGAAAACCAGUUUAUUUAUAACAUGUUAUAAAAGUGCUAUAUUUUGUUUGCAGUUAGGAUUAUGUGGACUUUGAGAAGAUCUCCUAGCUUGUAAGCAAACUUGAGAUGCACUUUUUUCUAUAUGAGACAUUUUAAUGUGACAAUAUUAAAAGAAAACCAACACAAACCAGUAUUUGCCUUUCUAGUGUUUCCUUUCAUCAUUUUCUUUCUAAACAGAGUGCAGAAUUCAAAUACUAAAAUUGAUCUUACAUUUAUUAAGUUAAAAUGGAGCAUGAUGAGGACAAGAUAAAGAUCACCCUGCAUCUCAAAAACACAAUUUGUUGGGGAUGCAUUCUUUUUAAAAAGUUUCAUCUUGGAUCAUAUAAAAAAAAUACUGCAUCUCUUGUUUUUGUACUUCUUAGAUUCUCAAGACCAUACUGUGUCUCGGUCUCUGUGUAUUAAGUGUACCUUUGGUAUUCUUUUGGUUGACAUAGUAGUCUAUUGGCAGAUAUUAAAAUAUUCUAUAUUUUAUGUUUUAUAUGCAAAAUUCAUAUUUGGCAAAUAAUUACAUAAAACUGAUCAAGUUAGUGAUCCUACGGCUGGUAAGGGUUGUUCCAAGUAUUUACAUUUAUGAAACUAAAAAGCAAAGUGAUGUGCUUGAUAGAGGCAGUCUUGCAGAGAGGGUAGUUGAAAAAAAAAAUCCACUUAGGAUGUGGAGUUUUGUUCUCUUAAAACAUUCUUUAAUGUGACCUUUAUACUUUUGACUUAAAGCCAAUAUGUUGAAAUGUCUUAGUUUAGCAUGAGAUGCAGGCAAUGUAUCAAGGACUGUUCUGAUUGUUUUGGCUACAUGAUUCGAAGAAACUGUAUGUAAACAACUACUGCACUGAAGACUAUGUCUACAGUAUAAGCACUGCAGACUGUAAGCAAGCAUUCACCUAACAAAUUCCAUCAGCGGAAGCUGUACACAAGGACUAAUGCAACAGGGCUUUCACCCCUCUCCUCACCCCAUGCUUCCUGAAAUUGGCUCUGGAUGUUUGUCAGGAGACCCCCCAGAACAGCAUGCAAGGGGAGGAGAGGGAGGCUUGUUCCAUCUGGCAAGCUGAAAUGCUUGGGCUGAUGGUAAGAUCAGAAGAGCACAAUGUGGAAUUCCUCUGUCAAUGCUAUAGAAUAGAGCAAUUACAUGUAAAAUAAUUUCUACAGGAGUAGUUGGCAGAUUGCAAAAGUAUCCACUAACCUGUGGAAGAUGCUGUAUAAGUCACUGUAGACUAUUUCCAUUCAAAUGCCUUCCAUAUCCCAUGGUGUGUAGUGGUGUAUACACAGCACCUAUGCAAGCAGCCUUUCCUAUUUGUUUUGUUGGACAAGGCAGACUCGGGCAUACUCCAAAUUGCCCUUGUAAGUGAAAAGAACAAAGGCUGGGAGGACUUCAGUGUUUGCAUCAGAAUCGACAUACCUGCAAAAGACUGCUGGAUUGGGAUAGUUGUUAAAGUAUAAAUGGUGCACUGUUGGAAGAAAGUAACUAGCAGUAUACAGUCUUGGGUUGAUUUGCAUUGCAAACCUUUUCCAGUUCCCCUCCUUUAAUUCAGCUAUUCUUAAUUACAGGAAGUAAAUCUGAGAAAGAAAAAUAUGAAGUUGUGCAAUAUUUUCAGUAGUAAAUCAUACUACCUUUCUUAUCAUUCCACCUGUUGUUUUCCAUAUAUGUUGAUGUCUAUCUUGUCAAGUAUUAUAGCCAGACUUUUCUUCUUUUACCUUGGAUUGUUAAAUCGACAAAUGAACACUUUUUAAACACCUUUUUCUUGUUCAUUGUUGUUUGUUCCCAAGAUUUUUUUUAAAAGACAGAGGCAGGGAAUGUUAUGAGAAAGUGAGUUGUAACUGGUUUUCCCAACUUAAUUUCACAAACCUCCUACUUUUUAUUAAGCUAUUUAUUAAAAUAUUAAAGGGUUAAAAUUGUAAGAGACUUUCAAAAGAACAUGCUAAAUACGCCUUGUGGCCUUUUAUUCAAAUACCAAACCAAUUUUAUAUAAAUUGAUUUUAAACCCUCAUA
Molecule: messenger RNA, 3850 nt
Organism: Podarcis muralis (Common wall lizard)
Lineage: Eukaryota; Metazoa; Chordata; Lepidosauria; Squamata; Lacertidae
Gene: RNF11
Product: ring finger protein 11
Biological process (GO): ubiquitin-dependent protein catabolic process
Cellular component (GO): ubiquitin ligase complex
Molecular function (GO): ubiquitin protein ligase activity
Source: RefSeq, a predicted model, not a curated record